Molecule: messenger RNA, 818 nt
Organism: Chilo suppressalis (striped riceborer)
Lineage: Eukaryota; Metazoa; Arthropoda; Insecta; Lepidoptera; Crambidae
Source: the annotation of a GenBank genome assembly
CAACUACGGAGACGCGCAUUUAUACAACAAUGAAGAAGCUGAGCAUAUUGUUCCUGACCGUUGUGGUUGCGCGAGCGCAAUUCCCAAAUGGAAGGAUUUUAGAGCCACCAGUGCCCUCACAGUGCGUCCAGAGGGUAAUACACGAGAGAUAUGCUGACAACAAAGGCUACUUCUUCUCUUGGAGAGACCCCGCCCUAAGAGGUGUGGAGGAGGAUUGGCUCAGCGCCAGGAACUACUGCAGGCAGCGUUGCAUGGACCUCGUGUCGUUGGAGACCAGCGAUGAGAACGAGUGGGUCAAAGCACGCAUCGCUCAAGACAAGGUGAAAUACAUCUGGACAUCGGGCCGUCUCUGUGACUUCAAGGGCUGCAAUCGUCCCGACUUGCUGCCCAACGAUGUCAACGGCUGGUUCUGGACGGCCGAGCUGCAGAAACUGGCGCCCACCACCAACAGACAGCAGAACGACUGGUCAGAGGGCGGCGGCAUCGGAAAACCUCAACCUGACAAUCGGGAAUUGAUCCAAGGUGGCGCGUCGGAGCACUGCCUGGCGAUACUGAACAACUUCUACAACGACGGUGUCCAUUGGCAUGAUGUGGCUUGCCAUCACAGGAAACCCUUCGUUUGCGAGGAGAACGAUGCCCUGCUCAAAUACGUCCGCUACACCAACCCUAAUCUCAGGGUGUGAAAACGCAGCAUUCCCAAAGUCUACCUACUAUAAGAUUAAGAUAUUAUGAAAACAAACACUGCCCAAAAGUCAAUUUUAAUUUAAUAUGUAACUCUUCGAAAUUAACUAAGCGGUGCUAGCUUUACGAUUACCUCA